Molecule: messenger RNA, 2484 nt
Organism: Betta splendens (Siamese fighting fish)
Lineage: Eukaryota; Metazoa; Chordata; Actinopteri; Anabantiformes; Osphronemidae
Gene: ripk3
Product: receptor-interacting serine-threonine kinase 3
Exons: 13
Coding region: 125-1609 (494 amino acids)
Biological process (GO): protein phosphorylation
Molecular function (GO): ATP binding; JUN kinase kinase kinase activity
Source: RefSeq, a predicted model, not a curated record
GUUCAGAUGGAAGAAGACCUGACGCUGCUGUGAGUAGUAAGUCACUGAAUGAACAGGAGGGUUUUUACACGCUUGCUGUUACACUUGAGUGAUGAGGAGGAAGGGUUUAUCCCUCAGGUGAAUCAUGGCUCUGUCCAGCUCUAUUCAUCCAAUUCUGAUUGAAGACGCCAACCUAGAAAACUGGAAGGUGAUCGGCUCCGGGGGGUUUGGCCAAGUCUACAAGGCCCGGCAUCAUAAGUGGUGCUGCGACGUGGCCGUUAAGCUUCUACAUUACGAUGACGGGAGAAGCUCGUCUCUGCUGCGGGAGGUGGAAAUGAUGCGUCAGGGAAGUAGCCCCUACGUCAUCCAGGUCCUCGGGGUCUUCAAGGGCCGACCCCCAUCCUCGGGCCCUUCGGCGCAGCUCGGCCUGGUCAUGGAGUUCAUGGAGAGGGGAACCCUGGCGUCUCUGCAGGACAGCCUAUGUGGCGCCCCGCCGUGGCCGCUGGCCUUCAGACUGGCUCACCAGAUUGGUCUGGGUGUCAACUUCCUGCACAGCCUCACGCCGGCCCUGCUCCACCUGGACCUGAAGCCCAGCAACGUGCUGCUGGACUGGUACCUCAAUACCAAGCUCACAGAUUUCGGACUUGCCCGGUUUUCAUACAGUGUCACACGGGCUUCUAAGAAGGACAGCGAGGAGGAAGGCGGGACAAUCAGCUACAUGCCCCCGGAGGCCUUUGACUUGUCAUACUCGCCUACGCGAGCCUCUGAUAUUUACAGCUAUGGAAUCCUACUGUGGUCCAUUGUCACGGGAAAGCAGCCAUAUGCCAAUGCCCUGUCCAGCAUCGUGCGGCUUCGCAUCCCGCAGGGAGACCGACCGUCGCUGGAGGAGAUCCGAAGCCAGGCUGCAGGACGUGCAGGCAUAACGGGACUGAUGGAGCUGAUGGUGAGAUGCUGGGAGGCAAAACCCGACAAGAGGCCUUCGUCCUUUGAGUGUACAACCAUGACAGAAGAACUGUACAAGAUGCACAAACACGCAAUUAAUGACGCUGUCCAUCAAGUUCUGAAGAAACUGGACCAAAAGGAAGAAGAAAGCCUAGCAGAGCAUGUUGAGAGGUUUCAUAUCACUCAGACCUCGGGUGUGAACAUUAAAAAUGUGCCGACAGGACGCCCGCCGAUUCAGGAAAUGGCUGGUAGUUGGACUUCAAAUUCAAGAGUCAAAGAUGUGCCCUCACCUCAACGUGCGAAUGUUUGUAACGUUGACCAUUCCGGCUCGGCAGCUUACUGUGAAGUAAAACCAUCAUCUGUUCACCCCAUUGAAUCGUUCCCACCGUCUCAUUCAAUCAGGAGGUUGCACCCAGUCAAAACAGCAAAUGCAUCUUUAAAGCAAGCGCACCUUCAUCAGUAUCAGCGCCAGGUUUCCAGCCCUGACUCCCUCUCAAGCAACGCCCCCAUGACAGGUAAAGUCAACAUUUACUUCAGCAACGUAACUGGAUUGCAGAGCGGCUUCAACAACACCAUGACCAUUUACACCACGAGCCCCGUAGAGAGGAAACGCCAUCCGACAGCCCCAUCUGCUGUUAACCUCCCGCCGCAUCCAGGAAAAAGAAAACAGCAGACAGGGGGAGUGUGACGAGUGUGCGUCGUGUGGUGUUCAAGUUCUCUUUCACACGUAUCUCUGUGGUUUGUCCUGUGUUGCACAACAGUAGGACUUGAGAUGACUAAGAGGCAUUCCUCUAUAAAAGCUUGAUUUUUUUUAUCCUGUGCCUUUGCUUUUUAAAUCUGCAGGAUUCAGAUUGUGUGUAAAAAGGGUUUUGUAAGUGCAGUAUGUACGGCUAGUUUUUGGACAACCUUUAUUUAUUCUGGUUGGGUUUUUUUAUGCUCACACAUCAUUUUUUCCUGUGAGCAACGUCUGAGCCAAUUGUGGUCAUAUGGUUUGUUUUUUUGUCCAACUGUGGCCCACAAAUAUUCACAGUCACGAUGCCAGCUCUAAUUUGGAAGCCAAACAGCAGCUUGAUUAUUAGUCAAAGCUUCAAUAUAUUCAAUAUAGCUAUUCAAUAUAAUCUGUUCAGAAUAUGUUUUUACCACAUUAUGUAUGUGACAAAAUAAAUUGAAGCUUUUUUCUGGUGCUGAAAUCUUUAUACCUUUGGUAUUUCAAGUGCUAGGUAUAUUUACAUGGUUCAUAUAUUUAUUCACAUUGGAAAUAUAGUUGGAUCAUGGAAACAUAACAAAUAUUAGAAAUUUUGAAAUGUGCAAAAACCCCAUUGAUUUUGUAUUUAACAAUGACUUGAGGGGAGUGGAGGCAAAACACAUUCAGGCCCAAAUUGGUUUAAAUAUAAACCAGGAUCAUAAUGAAAAUGGUGAUCAAUAAUGGUGCAUGAAAUCUUAGCUUUAAAUACUUCACUUAGUAGGAACAUGAUGUAGCUUCAGUGCUGGAACCAACAUACAGUGAACAUUAAUGUAAUUGCUUGUAAUAUUGAUAAUUUCUAUUAAAUGAGUCUCUCUUUG